Messenger RNA from Fusarium verticillioides 7600, 690 nucleotides. RefSeq lists its product as hypothetical. The record is from RefSeq and is a predicted model, not a curated record. NCBI's taxonomy places the organism in Eukaryota, Fungi, Ascomycota, Sordariomycetes, Hypocreales, Nectriaceae. The coding region runs from base 1 to 690 and encodes 229 amino acids. The transcript has 3 exons. Gene Ontology annotation, molecular function: hydrolase activity.
AUGCCUUGCUCUGAGUGCUUCAGAGGCCACAGCCAUGAUGGCCAACCGACUGGAGAAGUCCAGCAAAUGUUUGGACGGCUAACUUAUGUUGCUUCUCCACCAGAUAAUAAGCCAGCUAAGGGCAUUAUUGUCAUCGUUCCUGAUGCAUUUGGAUGGGGCUUUGUGAACAACAGGCUUCUUGCUGAUCAAUAUGCUUUGAAUGGCGAUUUCUUGGUCUACCUUCCAGAUUUCAUGGAUGGUAGAUCGGCCCCAACAUGGCUUCUUGACAUCGUCGGCCCUCCGUUUGCACGAGGUCCUCAGCAACGCAUCGGGGCCGCAGGAUUCUGCUGGGGCGGCAAACCCGUGCUGACUCUGGCGCAUCCAGAAUCUCUUACUGAAGAUGGCAUUCCGCUUGUUGAUGCUGUUUUUACAGGCCAUCCAAGUGGCAUGUCGCUGCCUGGGGAUGCAGAGCCAAUUGUAAGACCUGUCUCAGUUGCUAUCGGAGAUAGAGAUAUUGUUACGUCCAUGUCUCAGUUUAAUGUGAUGAAAGAGACUUGGAAGGAUCUGGAUACUCCUACAGAGGUGGUGGUGUAUCCUGGAGCCGGGCACGGAUUCUGCGUGCGGGUAAAUGAGAAGAACAAGAAUCUCUUUCAGCAGAGCAAAGAGGCGGAAAAACAGGCUUUGGAUUGGUUUGCGAUGCAUUUUGGUUAA